AAGGAUACACGGCGGAUUUUGCGAGUCCCCUGAAAUCAUGGAGGUGCGCGAACCACGCGCCAAAGCGCGAUUGUCAGAGGCGUUGGCCACGGGCCAAUGCCUAAAACCAGAGCAGUUGAAACGGCUUUUUGGUGACCAGGGCCUGGAGGUCCUUUACGCCAAUGUCAAGAAGAACGACCAGGGUGAAAUCCUUGCGGAUCAGCUUAUCGAAUGGCUCUACGGGGAAGGUCAAGGUGCCAAAAUGCUGCCCAGCGCACCUCACUUGGAGGUGCCACGUGCCACAACGGCUGCUGCUGCUGCUGCUGCUGGUGGGGAUAGUCCCAGUGCAAAGUCGGGGUCAUUCAGCCCUAGACAUUGCCGAACAGAGCAGGACGUGGAAAAAUUUGGGAUCCUGAUGGAGAAGAGCAAAACCCAGGAAGCGAUGGCGGAGUAUAAAGCCAUGGCCAGGGACCUGGCUGAAGAGUUCCAAGACAAAGUGGCGAAUCCCACCGCCGAAGCUUUCAUCGAGCAGCUCUGUGUGGAGAAGAUCUUGCAGGGUGCCCUCUUCGUGGGCCACGUCAAAACCGACUUGGAUAGCAUCGCUGGAGCCAUUGGCGGUGCUUGCCUAUGGCAAGGGACGGCCACAAGGGCAGAGAGGGAUCUCAAUGGUGAAAUCAUGUAUGCAUUGAAAUGGGCAGGUUUGGAGGUGCCACCUUUCUUCGAUGAUCAUCCUGGUGCCGCCACACCAGAUGCGGAUGGCAAGCUGCUGCCAGUCUGUUUGGUGGAUCACAACGAGGACAAACAGAUGGUUCCCUCCUUGCGAGACGCCCCAGACCGCAAGAAGCGUAUCAUUGGGCUGAUUGACCACCACGCUUUGGCGGAGUCAAUGGCAUCAGAAAAGCCCGUCUUCAUGGACGUGAGGCCCUGGGGAUCCAUGAGCAGCAUCGUCACACACUCCUACAUUCGAGGCAACCGAAUGAUCCCAAAGCCUGUUGCGCGAAUUUUGCUUUGUGCGAUUCUGUCGGACACUUUGAACUUGCAGAGUGUCACUACCACAAAUGCAGAUCGUUUCCUGGUGACCGUCCUUUGCAUUCUGGGGGAGUGCGAAGAUCCUGAUGAGCUUGCUCGAGCCAUGUUCCGGGCGAAGACCGAAUGGAUUGUAGGACUUGGGGCCUAUGAGAUGACUCGAGGCGAUCAGAAAGACUUCACAGCCAAUGGAUGGAAGGUGGGUAUUGCGGUUCUUGAGGUCACCGACACUGAGCCUGUUUUGAAGGUUGCCGAUGAGCUUUUGAUGGAGCUGCGAAUUCUUAAAGUUGAGAAGGGCGCCCUGAAGAAUGGUGAACAUGACCGGCGGAAGGAACUGGACUUCGCGUAUUUGUUUGUGGUGGACGUGACACAGCAGAAGUCUUUCCUACUGGUGGCGGGUGGUCGGGAGUUGGCGUUGGCCAAAGCAGCCUUUCCGGGACGUCCCUUGCGCGAGGCCAAGGUGGGGAUCCAAGCACCGGGGAAGACAAUCCAGGCCGCAGAGACCUUGAUGGAGGUGGGUGACAUCGUCUCGCGCAAAGCCCAGUUCGUGCCUGCCUUCUUCUCAGCGCUGAACUCGGGAUUCAGCUGCCACAAGCAGCCCAACAGCAGCAUCAGCGAGGAAAUUGCUGGCAUCAAGGAGGACGAUGAGGUUCAUGCAGCCAUUGAAGCCCUGCAGAAAGAGUCGAGCAAUGAGGGACCACUGUCCACAAUGACGGGUCUGCCACUCACUGAGUGGGCAAAGCAGCGGGAGCUGCCGGCGCUAAAGUGCCGCGAAAGUCUCCUGCUGCUUGCCAAUGUUGCAGCGCAGGACAUUGCUCCUAGUUAUGAGGUGGUGAGACACUCAGACCCAAGGCUUCUAGAGGCACUGGAAGCUCAACAUGGACAUGACCCCGUGGCCCGAAGAGCUUUGGAGGUAAGCCGUCGCCUCUUUGACUUUGCUGGCUUGACGGACUCCAUCGGUGGAGCAGCCAAGUGGUGUCAAGACACCGUGAGCCAGGUGUCAAACAAAGUGGUGGGUGUCCAAGAAGCAGCGUCUCUAAUUCAGAAUGCGAAUACCUAUAUUGGCGAGGGGAGCCAGUUGACAUCACAAGCGUGGAGUAGCAUGUUGGAGCUGGGAACAAAGAUGACUGGCGUUUACAAAGAUUUCAAGCCGCUGGAACCGGCUUUUGGGAGAGCUGGAGGUGCCAUGGAGUUGACGACCAACCAGGGCAUGUUGUCGCAACUGGUGCAUUGUGUGCGGUCCAUCAUCAGCAGCGACUUGGACUACUUGGAUUGCAACAGCAUUUUAGAUGUCCUGGGCACGUCCCUUGACAAAGCGCUGGGCAUUUUCUCUCAGAUCAAGGACACGAUCGUGAGUGUCGUCUCCAAACUCGGCGGUCGCAGGUUGAGAGAACUGGGACCAGAGGGACGACGUCUCUAUGACUACAACCAGCUUUUGGAGGGGAUCGACUUUGACUGGAUCUCCAGUAAGAUUUCUGGCUUUGUUGCGACCAUCAAGACGCAAGCAGAAAAUUUGGUGGAUAUUGACACUGUGCUGGGCCCGAUGUUGGCAAAGAUGGACAACACGGGUCAGGCCUGGGAUCUUGUGAUAGUGGGUCCCAACCAAUGGAUAUCUUACAAAUAUUAA
Messenger RNA from Cladocopium goreaui, 2632 nucleotides. NCBI's taxonomy places the organism in Eukaryota, Dinophyceae, Suessiales, Symbiodiniaceae. The record is from the annotation of a GenBank genome assembly.